This is a messenger RNA of Saccoglossus kowalevskii, 2184 nucleotides long. RefSeq lists its product as uncharacterized. Gene Ontology annotation, molecular function: protein binding. Gene Ontology annotation, biological process: regulation of apoptotic process; signal transduction. The record is from RefSeq and is a predicted model, not a curated record. Lineage: Eukaryota; Metazoa; Hemichordata; Enteropneusta; Harrimaniidae.
GCUCGACACACGCCGGUGGACACGUCUUAACGCUACUUAGAGUUAUUUAUACUGUAGCUUGGUAGGUUUGUACCUGUGCUGGUGUCACAAGACUUUGAACUUGUGGCUGCCUUGGUACAUUAUACAUGGCGUGUUGAAACCUAGUUCCCGACCGCCUAUAUAUCGUUUCAACUUGCGAGCCACCAUGGCUCCCGGCAGCUCUGGUGUUAUGACAAACCUCGACAAACUUACUCCUGAGAUAUGUCACCGUCUUCUCUUGCAUCACCGCGAUGCACUGGUCAGGACACUGGGUCCUCGUUCCACGCUAUAUUAUUUAUUUCAAGAAAGAGUGUUCUCUAAGGAGAUGGUUGACGACAUCAGGAAGAAGGGGAAAGGAAACCAGGAGGAUACGAUGAAUGAGGUCAUAGAACAACUUUUACAGAGAGGCGUUCGUGAGUUUGAAGUGCUGGUGAAAAUACUCCGUAAACUGGAUCAUAAUCUUUUGGCUGAUAUUAUGGAAGAGAGGAGACUAUCAGGUUUGAUACACGUGACGGAACCCACGAGUCGAAAGUUAGGGUAUCACUGGAAGAGAAUAGCCACCGAUUAUCUUGGUCUAGGACCGAUGAUUCCGCUCAUACAAGACAGAUACCCAGAGAAGCUCCGAGAGCAGGCGUUGUUUAUGUUAUUGAUGUGGGAAGAACAGGACGGGAUCGGAGCAAAUCCCAAACGGCUUAUCGAAAUACUAGAAUCGUGCAAUAUGCGAGCGGCAGCAGACAGUGCAGACACAAUCAUUGGAGGAGGUAAAAAAAAGAAGAAGAAAAAGAAAGGAAAGAAAGGAAAGAAGAAAAAGAAAGCCAAGUCAGCCUAAUGUUCCAAUGACAUAUUUUUAUGAGAGCACAAAUCAGCGAUGAAUGACAGUCAUCCACACCUAUGCAACUUCAAUCACAAGUGCUCGUCAACCAAAACCGUUUGAAAAUUGCAAGACAUUUCAACAAGAAAACCAGUAACAAUUUUGAAGGCCAUGCCAAAGAUUAAAACAAUAGUUUUGUCAUCAGCCGAAAUGCUCUGGACAUUCGAUUACAUAUUUCACAAAAUAUACAAGGCAAUUAUCUAAAGUUCACCUUUCAAUGAGUUUAUUUUCAGCUAGAUAGAGGUACCUUGAUCCAGGUUAACAAACUAAGAUAGGGGGGUUGUCUGAAUACAUCUAAUAAACAACUGGAUAAGGGGUUUUCAUGGCCUAUCAAGCUAAUAUAAAACUAGAUAGGGGGACUGUUUGAGUACAUCAAGCCAAUAUACCUUACUGGGUAGAUAGGGAGUUUCCAUGGUCGAUCAAGCUAAUAAACAAAUAUGGGGUUGUUUUUGACAGAUGUCGCUAUUCAAAGACAGUUUUAUCCAUGACAGUUUAAGAGCAUUUGCUCUAUAUUUCUAUUCAGAAAGAGUUUCAAUCAAGCACAGUUAACAAGCAGCUGAGCCAGCAAUAAUCUAGAGAAUAUAAUGUUCUUGCCAUUUUGUCAACGAAUACCACAGACAUUGAAUAAGAAUACAAUUAUGAAAACAUUACUCGAGAAGAAUACAGUUUUGAAACCAAACAUUGGAGCAGAAUAGGGAUUGAGAGCAGUAUUAGAGUAGGUUUUGUUCAACUCCAGAUGAGAAGAUUCACAUGGUUAUUAUUUCAUGUGGUUAUUUCUUCUUUUACAAAAUGAAAAUAUCUGGAUAUUAUGAUGGCAUAGCAGACAUUAAAAAAUUAAUUUUGUUUCUUUGCAUCAAGUAUAUUUUAAUCUUUAUAUGUUUACUGUUGAGCCACAUCUUUGUUCUGUAUAUUUUAAUCCAUUCAAUAUGAAUGAUUAAUCACAGAAUAAUAUGCCACAUAUAUUUAUUACAAGUACUCGUAGCUGUUUGCACUGCUAAAAGUGUGUGCUCUUACGUUAAUGACAGUGGUCACAAUUCAUAUUUUAACGAAACAGCAUACAGUGAAUGCACACUUCCAUAAUGUAGUUAUUUGCUGUAUUGGGAGUACGUCUCUGAUAUGUAAAUGAGUAAAUGAACAAGUUCACUUAUAGCAUACUGGAUCAUUUAGACACGACUUAUUAUGACCACUGACACACCUGUCAUUUACGUAAUAGAGCGAAUACAGUAGCUAGAAAUGAAUUCUUAGUUCCAACCUGAAUCUCUUGUUUACUUUUGCAGCUUACCCUAUGUAUUGGU